Odocoileus virginianus texanus is the source of this 8967-nucleotide messenger RNA. It is a transcript of the gene CBX5, whose product is annotated as chromobox 5. NCBI's taxonomy places the organism in Eukaryota, Metazoa, Chordata, Mammalia, Artiodactyla, Cervidae. Gene Ontology annotation, biological process: negative regulation of transcription by RNA polymerase II; chromatin organization. Gene Ontology annotation, cellular component: pericentric heterochromatin; nucleus. Gene Ontology annotation, molecular function: chromatin binding. The record is from RefSeq and is a predicted model, not a curated record.
GCAGGCGCAGGGAAGGAUCCGUUUUGGCGGGCGGUUGGCGUUGCGCAGGAGGCGGCAGCGGCGGUGGCUUGUGGCCUCACCACAGAAGAACAGGGGAGACGUUAGCGUGAGUGAUCGGUCUCGAUCCCGGGAACCCGGUGGCCUUACUCCUUCAGGGGCGUCAGCGUGAGACAUGGGGAAGAAAACCAAGCGGACAGCUGACAGCUCUUCCUCAGAAGACGAGGAGGAGUACGUCGUGGAGAAGGUGCUAGACAGGCGUGUGGUCAAGGGGCAAGUGGAAUAUCUACUGAAGUGGAAAGGCUUUUCUGAGGAGCACAAUACUUGGGAACCUGAGAAAAACUUGGAUUGCCCUGAGCUGAUUUCUGAGUUUAUGAAAAAGUAUAAGAAGAUGAAGGAGGGUGAAAAUAACAAACCCAGGGAGAAGUCAGAAAGUAACAAGAGGAAAUCCAAUUUCUCAAACAGUGCUGAUGAUAUCAAAUCCAAAAAAAAGAGAGAGCAGAGCAAUGAUAUCGCUCGGGGCUUUGAGAGAGGACUGGAACCAGAAAAGAUCAUCGGGGCGACAGAUUCCUGUGGUGACUUAAUGUUCCUAAUGAAAUGGAAAGACACAGAUGAAGCAGACCUGGUUCUUGCAAAAGAAGCCAAUGUUAAAUGUCCACAAAUUGUGAUAGCAUUUUAUGAAGAGAGACUGACGUGGCAUGCAUAUCCUGAGGAUGCGGAAAACAAAGAGAAAGAAACAGCAAAGAGUUAAAGGAGGGGGUGGUCUCUGUCAUUUCUCUUUGUACAUAAUACAUUCAGCUCCCUGCCUCCUCUCCUUUCUACCCAUCCCCUUCUAUCCUAAACACAUCCAUAAAAAAUGUGCUUAUCACUGUGCUCCACAGGAGAAAUGUUGGUAUUGGUUCUCUUGUAGCAUAACUGAUGGUCUGAUUCAUGAUAAGUGUCUCUCUGUGAAGACCAGGCAUUUACAUACUGUGUGUAAUUCCCAGCAUUUUUUCCUUUGCCCUACUCUCUUCCCUCUGCUCCCCUGUGACCUCAAGAUUAAUUUUAACUUUUUAAUCACCUUAGAGUCUUGAUCUUUUCAGGGUUGGUUGCUUUUUAGGUGGGGGAUUUUGUUAUAAUGAUGUUGAAUUUUGGUUUCGUGCUUUGGUUCUUAGAACAUGUUGAUGACCAGCUAGCCUUUGUUUUGAGAUGUUGGGAUGGAAAAGAUGUUGCCCGUCUUUUUAAAAAGCCAAUAGCAACUGCCUACCUGUUGGGGCUUUCCCAACCUCAUUCAGCUCUACCCAGGAGAAUACAGGGUUCCUGAUGUGGUCUUCUGGGCCACCCUGUGCCGUUCGUCCUCACCAUCCUCCCAGAAGAGUGGCAUCCUUUGGAGGGCUUGAAAUUUUACCUUCAGAUUUGUCAAGGCAUUCCUUCUACCCCCAGGACUUUUGGCCUUAUUUCUUAGCAAUCCCUGAUUCGGCUUCUGCAAGUUGGUGAAGUCUGUUAGAAAAUGACAAGAUUAUUAACUGGAAAUUUGUAGCUACUAGUACAUGAGGAUGAUGGGGUAGGAUACAGUUGUCUUUACUAUCGCAUUUGGCAUGUAUGUGUGAUUUCCUUCCAUCUCUCCCAUUUGGAUUAUAUAUUUACAUAGGUGUGAGUGACUGCCUGGUGCUUGUGCCAAGGUGCUAAGCACCCUCCAACCCUGCCAGUUUUUGUGGCCUCCCAAAGCAGUCGUGUUACCAAAGAGGCUUCAGACUUCUCAGUGGACCCCACUUUCCCCUCCACGCCAUUAUUUUCAGUGGGGAAUUCUUGGAGGGGAGCCACUGGCCACAGUAUCAAUUUUAAAUAUUCAUAGCAUUUAUAAUCAUAAAUUCCUUGCUUUGUUGACUCUGGAUUUGCCACCAAGAGUUCCCAAAGUGUUACUUCCCUUCCGUUUUUCCACCCUAAAACUCUUAGUUGGAUCUUUUUUUUUUUUUUUUUUUAGUUUCUGUGGAAGACUAUCAACCUCUGAGAAUGACAGGCCCCAGCAUUAGCAUGUUGAUACAGCCUCUCCCCAACUCAGCAAAGUAUUUCUUUUUUGGCUUCUUCCUGCUUUGCCAUUAUGUUGAGAGAUUAUUUUUCUGACUAUUGCCUUCAGCCUUUGUUCCCCAAGAAACACCCUACUUCUCUUUUCCCUUUUUUUCUUGUAGUUAAAGGGGGCUAGAGAAUCAAGACUAAAAGUAAGGAAAUAGCAGGGUUUUGAACAUCCUUGUCCCAGCCUGAAGCUGAGGAAAUAAGAAUAAAUGCUUGAAAUAGCCUUAACUCUAGAGUUCACCAGCCAUUGAGGUUGUUUUUGUGGUUGGUUUUGAUUUUUAAAACAUAUAGCUGUCUGGCCAGGAGCAUUCAACCAUCUCUAGAUUUUUCAGAGUAAUGAGGGGAAAGGAGAGAUUGAUCCAGUUCACAGAUGAGCCAAAUAAUAUGCAAAUCAUAUACCCAUUCAUAGCAUUUGUUAACAUUGCUUCCCUGCUCAGCUGCUGAUUGAAUUCUGUGUGCUUGUAUAAAUUAUGUCAAAGAUUAUACUGCACAGUUGAGAAGACAGCUGUUGCUGCAGUGACAUGACAGACUGGAACAAUGAAGCUUUUGGUUUUAGCCAUCCAAGAAAAUCCUUCUGAAUGGUAAUGUGAUUGGGUGAGAACUCAUAACCCACACCUCACAUGGGUAGGAGUUUAAUCUCUGUCUUCCCUAACUAAAGGAAUUAGAGGCCUAGAUCAAGGGCUGGAUAAUUGACAGCUGUUAGUACUUAAUCUGAUGGGCAUCUGAAAGAAAGGAUGGUCAGAAAAGAGGUUUUUCAUGCGAGUAACUAAGGAUAUCAAUUAGGAUGUGCUAGAACAGGACAAGAGUAGGCCAGAGCUGCUGAGGAGAUGAUCCGGGUCUCUCAAUUUGCAGGUGGAGAAAAUGACAGCUCAUCCAUGUAGCUAGUGUGUGUCUCCCAGGAGGAGUGGGCAUGUAAACAGUACAGUGACCACGUUUUUAGAGCGCAAAUCUAGGCCAUGGACAAAAAAAAAACAGCCGAAUUAUUUGGUGCUGAGAUUGGUCUUGAGAAACCUGGGACACAUGGUUGCCAGAGUUAUGGGUGAUGUUUAAGACAUUCAUCAAAAUCUGGUUUCUUUCAACAAAAAACCCCCAGUAUUGUCUUCUGUUCAUCACUGCUUUAAUACUUUAGUUUUCACUCCAUUCAUCUUUUUCUGUCCACAGUUAUUGAAAUCAAGGUCUUAUACUGUGUGCUGCCCAAACAACUUGUUCUCUCCAGCCAGUUCUGUAGGAAUAGAGGGAGCCAGCGCCAGUACUCAUCCCAGCCCUUCAGAAGUAAGGAAACUAGACGCCUGCCUGUACCUCCAGCAUUUGAUUGUGUCAAGUAGCUGUCCAGGCCCUUGGAGAACUGCAGCCUGAACAGAAACCUGCUUUCCUCGGGCUUUCUCCUCUCAGAACAGUUAGUAGCCCUGAGCUAAGCACUCUUAAAUACCUAAGUCUCAGGGGCUUAAAGUCUGUUUUUCCUGUGUUAGUCCUCUUUCAAAACAUCUUACUAAUGCUGAGUUUCUUGUAAUCAGCAUUCAAGGAUUUCUCCUGCCACAGAAUGUGGCAGAGCUGUGAGCAGCAGAGUCUACCAAGUCAGCAUGGCUGCUUCUCUGAGCCCUGGGCUGGACAGAAGCCCUCACGUUAAGAUCAGCUGUUAGAGAAUGUCAGCCCUGAUGGAAGCACCCGUUUUUAACCUGGAGAGGGCUAUAUCAUUUUUCCUUCUGCAGUCCAGUUUUCCUCUGCUCAAGGGAGCAUUUGGAUCUGUGGUAUUCUAACACUCGAAAGUUUAGAUGGUUCUUGGCAGUCCCUCAGCCAUAUAUCUGUACUACUUUUUAUUGUUGAAGAAAAGCUGGUCUUGUUCUUGGGCAGUUUUCAAUUAUUCUUAACUCUUUGUUCCUGUGCUGUAGCCUUCCUGCAGUUCAAUUUCCUUAUCUUUAGGCCAAAUCCUGGGGCCUGGGGGAAGGUGCUUGUGAUUUUCAUCUUGUGAUUUGGUUGGAUCUAUUUUUAGCCCAGCUUACCUAAGGUGCAGAGGGGUCAGAGGGAUCCAUGUUUGGGCCAGCGAGUGAUUGUCUUUGCCCUUAGGGUUUGAAUUCUGGGGCCUAAAAUAAGAUCGCGGUGACACAAGAACCUCAGGAAGGGUUAUGUCAUUGGAUUUGAGAUGUGGAAAUGGUUUCUUACAAACGAGGUAAAAAAACAGCUCAUUUAGCACCCGUAACUCCAUCCUUUUGGUUUAGGUUUUUAGAGUGAAGGUUAAGAGUGCUGAGGUGUGUACUGUUGUAACUAGACCACCAAGCAAGCAUACUUGUCAGGGCAGAGAGAGGAAAGGUCUAAACCCAGUGUAUUUAUUCAUUUUGGCUCUACCACUCAUCAUAAAAGUUACAUUUUUCAAAAACAGAGGUGUUACCUGGCUUGCCCCUAAAAGCAUAUGCGCAGAAUUGGGGUCCCCACCUGCCCAGUUAGUCACUGGAUUUGUAUUGAGCUAUCCAGUUCCUGUCACAUUAGUGUACAUCAGCAUUUACUUCAUUCAAUGGACAGUUUUUUGGCCCUGGGGAUGCAAAGUUCAAAAAGAUGCAGUCCCUGACCUCAAAGAAUUUUCAUACCGUUGCAUAGUGUAAUAAAUGUUAUAAAUGGGCACAUAUUUUAUAUUUGGGGGCAGAGACCACUGGUUGGUGUAGUUUGUGGUUCUAGAGUAGUAGGGUGAUGGUUAGGUUCGUGUGUAGAAAAGAUCUGUGACCUUGGAUGAACCAAGGUAACUGGCCAUAGAUGAACUGCAAGGGUUUGUUUUAGCCCAAAAAGUAAAGAUAACAGGUUUAGUUAGAAAUGCUACUCCUGAGAGAGAACAACAGGUUAAGUGGGGGUUGAGAACCCCUGGGUUUGGUCCCUAGGUUCUUUGCCGAAGUAUUUAUUAGUAUAGUUAAUCCUUACUUGUGGAAAGCAUCAACUGUGUUGCAGAGCCAGUUUUGUGUUGUUACUUCAUCGUAGAUUCUAUAAAAUGUAUUCCUUGCAGAUCAAGAGUUGCUCACACCCUUUUCAGUUUCUCAUCCUUUUUGAAGGAAUUAACAUGAGGCUGACUUGGAGCUUAAAACAGGGACAUACUUUCCAGUGACAAAAGAUGUGCUGAAAAGAAGGCUUGGGCCCAUCUGAUGACACCUGGGCCUCUGUUCUGGACAGUGUAGUUUUAUUUCACGCUGCAAGAUGGUGAUAUCUAAGGAGAUAUUUGCGUCAGUUAUGCAGAAGCCUCCCAGAAAUACAUGUGACCUGGAGUUUUGGACUUAAUCUGUCUGGGGAGGUCCAGGGUGAGGCCGAGCCAUGCUAAGAAAGCCAUGCUAAGAAACAGUCUGACCUUAAGCAAUGUCCUAGUUCUGACCAUGUGACCACAGGAAAAAUGAUACUUUUCUCUGCCUGCAUAAUUGAGAGUUGGAUUAAUUGAAAGUUGACUUAAAGGUGAAGGUUCUUUGGAUAGCUUCAUAAAGAUUCUAGUUUCUUUUUGCUUGCGCUGAAUUUCUUGAAUUUUAAACUACCUCAUCUUUUUAGAGUUUCUUCAGUUUGUCUUUGCCACUUUAACAUCGUGCUUUACUGACUGUUUUCUCAGAUAGAAUAUUUCCUCUUUGUUGAGAGCAUGUUUUCUAGCCUUCUGUUCUGAUCCUCAUUUCACCUAACAUUUCAUGUUGCUCCUCUGUCAGAGAGAUGUUUUAAGAUAGUUUAAAAUCUUGGUUCAUUGGAAUAAAGUGAUCCUCCUGCUAUUUGUCUCUGAGGUCAGUAAGAGAAGGAGUUAAAACAAGGUGGUAGGGGAGGAGACAGACCCUGCACUGGAGGCAGCCAACAAGGGAAGAGCCAUUAAUUAAGACAAUUUCAAAGUCAACUGAUUGUGAUCAUUAAUGUCACAAUAGAUCAAAACCUAAUUAUCACAGCCUAGGUAAGAGCCAUCAGUAUUAAUCAGAAAAUCUAAUAGGAAACUAUUAUCAAGAAAUUAGGCUAAAUUGAAUGCAAUGAACUUUUUAUCUUGUCAUUCUCUCUCCUCUCCUUUUUCUCUUUUUCUUUUUUAAUUUGGUGAUGUCCCCUGGCAUUGAUAAGUGUGACCCUCACAGUUGACCCAGGACCCAAUGGCCAGUUUGUCAUGCUUUUUGAAGAAUUCUAAUGCAGACUGACCCUGAACUGUCACUGCUGCUUUAAUCAGUCUUGAACUUUCUCAUCACCUGGACUUACCCAGUGUGAUCAGCAAUCAAUGAAAAAAGGUUUAUAUUUAGGUCUUGAAGUGGUUGGUCCUUCCUGGAACUAGAGUAUCCCUGGUGAACGUGAUACUGUGUGUGUUAACUCACUGUUUGAGCUUCUGAUGUACGUAGGAUCCUAUUGCUUUGGCUACUGCAAGUAUGGAGGAAAGGAGGUGCUUCCUGCCUGGAGGUUCUUCAAAAAGACUUUAGAAGAUGUCGAGUGUCAUCAUAUCACGGCACUUUUAAAGGUUCAAGUCAGUGUUUUGCAGUUUCCAGUAGCUUACAAUUUGAUUCUAAACCAGUACUGGCUGUGGGUUUAGUUUAGUUUAUCCCCUAGUUUUAGGAUAACAGUCAGUGAUUUCUACCAGAAUCCAGUAUAAAUCCAAAGGGGGUGGGGAUAUGUUUUUCUUUUGCCUUUUGUUAAAGAUUUAGGCCUCUGGCAGGAGGUAGGAAUAUUACAAGAGUCUCUGACUAGUUAAUAGAGAUCACUUCAUACCACUUCGUACCCUCUCCCUAAAUGGAAAAAUAAGUGUCACCAUCUGUCUCCUUCAUCUUGAACUGAUGUGAAGAUACCACAACUCCUGAGGUUGAGCUGAGGCAGAAAGGGUGGAAAGCUGCCACCCCUGGGUGUCAUGGGGGAAGGACGAGUGGCAGCAGCUGGUUGGUGCCAAGGUUCCCAGGGGAGCCUGUAGAGAAAGUUGCCACUGCUGUUGGUGGCCUUUCCCCACCAGCGUGGAGCUCAGAGCACUCCCCACUGCCGCUGAGGAAGUGGUUCUUGGCUUUCUGCUUGAGCGUGGUCUCGCUUCAUUCUGAAUUUCAGGGUUUGGGUUACUCAGUAUAGAACUAUGAGAAGUCAGUGUGACUUAGUCCUUCACAUCUUAUGAUAAACUGAGUAUUUCUUUAUAAAAGAAUUCAUGCCCUUAAUGUUUAAAGUGUAACUUUAUUUUCAAAACGCCCAUUAACGCAUGACUUUCGGAAGUAGGUUGUUCCUUCUCCAAGACUCCUUGUGUUAUGCUGGAUAAAUAAUAGGCCAUCAGUUAAUACUUGAGGGUUGAUUAAGUUCAUCUGGUUUGCAGAGUGAGAUGUGCCUACCGACUUCUUUUGCUCUCAAGUGCACUCUGAGAAAAAUGCUCCAGGGUGUGGAACAAGAAUUGAGUGGAUUUUGACUGUGUGCCAAGCUCCUCCACUGAUUCAUAAUGGCUGACCUUGGGCAAGUCACUCCUUUCAAUGCCUCAGUUCCCCAUCUGUCAAAUGGGGGUAAUAAUACUGACCUACCUCACAGGGGUGUCGUGAGGCAUUGUAAAUCAUAGCUGACAGAAUACUUAAGGGUCCUCGAUGGAGGAUGCCUUGAGCCGAAGUCUAGGUUUUUGUCCUCACUGAGUUGUCCCAAGGCUGGAACUACUUAGUGACCUCGGCAAGUUCUCUGCCCCCCACCCCUCAUCAAAGCUGCUAGUUCAGAUGUUGACAGUGUUUUCAUGAAUGAGUCUUCAUAGUUCAGACUUAACUUAGGAUGUUACGGGGCACGGCACUCAGUAUUUCUGUCUUGCAUCCACAAAAAGAAGCUGUUUGAGACCUGAGAGCAUUGGAUUAAGGAGUCGGGUGCUGCUGCUUGUUUCUCUGCAGGUUGGGAGUUAAGGCUUGGAACAUACUGGAGCUGUCUCAGGAGCGAAGUACACACCGUGGGCGUGCUUUAUGUUCUCACUCCCUGAACUGAUCCCAGGAUAUCUGGGUCACCACCUCUUCUAGACACCUGUCCUCCAGCCUCCGCCUCCUCAUAGGAACCAGCUGGUUCAGUAAACGUAACUGCUUCCUCCAUCCCCCACCAAACAAAGAGCCACAGUAGAAGUUUUUUUUUCUGGGGACAUGAUUAACACUCAGAAUUGGGCAUUGAUACUCCUGAGAGCUUCAGCCAGUUCACUGUUUUCAGCAUCUGUCAUCUCUUUCUCAGUGUCCACAGUCUGAACCUGACUGACCUUUUUUCCUUCUGGUUCGGGAAAACUUUCGGACACUAUCUGCCCAGGUGUGGACUCAAGAGCCUUACUCUCCGUCUCAGUCUAGGGGCUCAGCCGGCUCCUGUUCUUCCCAGUAGGGCUCUUUCUCUCCCUCUCCUUGGCCCUAGAUGUGUAACCCACGAGAAAGCACAAGGUCCUGGCCCCUCGCCGCAGUCACAUUCCAGUUCUUGGUGUUUCGUGGACUCCUGUUCACCGCGCCAGCAGCACCAGGCGGUUCUGGGGAGGCCUGGAGGAUGGAGAGAGCACCGCCUGCCAUCCUGCCAAGUAGUCAGGAGCUGAUUUGCCCGCAGCCCACAGGCCUUCCCACCCCUUCCCACAGGAUGGGCUCCGAGAGACUUCAGGAGCUGGGUUUCUUCAAGCACUCAGUACCAUCCUGAGCAGCAAAACAAAUCACACUUUGUAGCCAGAUUUCUGAAUGGAAAAAUGGGAAAUUGAGUUCUCUAUGGACCUUUUUUGAUUUGUGGGGGAGUUUUGGUUGUGUUUCUUGGUUAUAUUUCAGCCAAACAUGUCUGCUUUUGAUUUUUUUUUUUUUUUAGGAUAAGUGAUAUAUAUAUAUGUUCGCCUUUUAAAUGUAAAUGUUUCAAAGUAGGCAAUUUACGUGUUUCCACACCUGACAUCUGAUGCAGACCUCAUUCUCUCCCCUCUUCCGUCCACCCCCUUUCCCUCUUUUCAUACUCUUGUAUUGGUUCUAAUAAAUGGUUGCUUUUCAAGUA